Messenger RNA from Blepharisma stoltei, 801 nucleotides. The record is from the annotation of a GenBank genome assembly. Lineage: Eukaryota; Ciliophora; Heterotrichea; Heterotrichida; Blepharismidae.
AUGUCUGAUUCCAGUUUCGAAGAAUCUAUUCAAGAAGCAGCUUUAAACUAUUUUUCUAAUCAAGAUGCUGCCUCAAAUCUUGAUGAUUUAUCCAGCUCCAACAUUGAAAGGUAUUGCUAACUUAGCGAUCUUCUUCAAGAUCAACUAAUAAGAAUUCAUUCUCAAUUAGUUUCAUAUAAAAACCAGGAAGAAUCGUUCACAAACAACAUCAAAAAGCUGCAAAAAGAACUUAUGCAGCUUAAUCAGCAAAUUUCGAAUUCAAUUCACGAAAGAGACGAAGCACUUAAACUGAAAUCAGAUGAGCUUUCGAGAAUAAAGGAAUCCGAACAGUACCAAAAGCUUCAAGACGAGAAAGUUGGCAUAGAAAACCAAAUAGUUAGAUAUAAAAUUGGUCAAGCAAACGUAAAAACUGAAAUGGAAGAAGUAAAAGACCAAAUCCUUGGAAUGCAAAAUUUCAUCAAAUUAAGAGAUAACGAAAUUAAAAACCUCAACAGAGAAUAUGAAAAAAUCAGCAGAGAAAGAGACGCGCUUCUACAAAAAUUCAAUGGGCAGGCAUCACAUGAGAUAAGAAAAGCAAAAACUGAUGUUUCAAGGAGGUCUGAUAGCUCGCGUGAUGGGUACUCAAUGAAAAAAGACAUCAAGCCUUUCCCAAACAGUUCUUUUAGCUUCAAUAUUGGAUUCAAUUCUUCAUCGCGUCGAGGAACAGCAUCUCUUAAUUCAUCAGCGAUAAACAGUGACGGGACUUCUAGAAACUCUAAUCGGUCACUUAAUUCAUCAGCUUUGGACUCUAACGUGUAUUAA